AUGUCCAACCCGAUUAUUGUCUACGUUUCUACAGUCUCCAGCAACUUGGAGGUGUUGUCGUGUUUCGAUAAUAGUCCUCUAAUGAAAGCGGUUAUGGUUCUUGUCUUGCAGAUCAAGAAACAGCAGCAGAAGCUCGAGAUGAUUCUGUCUUCCAAGAAAGUUCCGGUGGAUUACAUUGAUGUUGCUUCCAGUGAAGAGGCGAAAGCCGAAAUGAGAGAAAAGGCUAAAGAUCCAAAGGCCUUACCGCCUCAAUUUGUUCACAGAAAUCACGGCUAUCUAGGCGACUACAAAGCAUUCGAAGAGGCUUUGGAGAGUGAAUCGCUGUUUGAAUUUUUGAAAUACACUCCCUAG
Corticium candelabrum is the source of this 351-nucleotide messenger RNA. Its product is annotated as SH3 domain-binding glutamic acid-rich-like protein 2. Lineage: Eukaryota; Metazoa; Porifera; Homoscleromorpha; Homosclerophorida; Plakinidae. The coding region runs from base 1 to 351 and encodes 116 amino acids. The record is from RefSeq and is a predicted model, not a curated record. The transcript has 2 exons. Gene Ontology annotation, cellular component: cytoplasm.